AUGGGCUCAGUUCAGCGAUCUGUGGCUCGGAUGGAUGGAGAUGUGAUCAUCGGGGCUCUCUUCUCAGUCCAUCACCAGCCUCCUGCAGCGAAAGUCCCCGAAAGGAAAUGUGGAGAAAUCCGAGAGCAAUACGGUAUCCAAAGGGUGGAAGCCAUGUUCCAUACUCUGGACAAGAUUAAUGCCAACCCCAACAUCUUGCCCAACAUCACUCUAGGCUGUGAGAUCAGAGACUCGUGUUGGCACUCUUCAGUUGCUCUGGAGCAAAGUAUCGAAUUUAUCCGAGAUUCUCUCAUCUCAAUGAGGAAUGAGCGGGACGGACUCACUCAGUGCCUCGAAGGACCCACUGAUGGUACGUCCACCAAGGCCAAAAUACCCAUAGCGGGAGUUAUUGGACCAGGCUCCAGUUCUGUGGCUAUUCAGGUACAGAAUCUUCUGCAGCUCUUCAACAUCCCUCAGAUUGCCUACUCGGCCACCAGCAUUGAUCUAAGUGACAAGACUUUGUUUCAAUACUUUCUAAGGGUCGUUCCUUCUGAUAGCCUUCAGGCCAGGGCCAUGCUGGAUAUCGUACUGAGAUACAACUGGACGUAUGUGUCUGCUGUCCACACUGAAGGAAACUACGGAGAGAGUGGAAUUGAAGCUUUCAAGGAGUUAGCUGCACACGAGGGGCUGUGCAUUGCCCACUCUGAUAAAAUCUACAGCAAUGCUGGGGAAAAGAGCUUCGACAGACUGCUAAGAAGUCUCAGGGAACGACUGCCUAAAGCGAGAGUUGUGGUCUGUUUUUGUGAGGGGAUGACAGUGAGAGGCCUCCUGAUGGCCAUGAGACGGCUUGGUGUAAUGGGAGAGUUUCUUCUUGUUGGCAGUGAUGGAUGGGCAGACCGGGAAGAAGUGAUUGAAGGCUACGAGCAGGAGGCAGUGGGAGGGAUCACAAUUAAACUGAGAUCAGCCGAGGUCAAGUGGUUUGAUAACUACUUCUUGAAGCUAAAACUACAAACUAACAUUCGAAACCCGUGGUUCCCUGAAUUCUGGCAGCACCGUUUCCAGUGCCGUGUGAAAGGUCACCCCCUGGAGAACCUGAAGUUCAAAAAAAUCUGCACAGGAAAUGAAAGUCUGGAAGAAAAUUAUGUGCAAGACAGUAAGAUGGGCUUCAUCAUCAACGCCAUCUACGCCAUGGCCAAUGGACUACAUGACAUGCACAAAGCUCUGUGUCCAGGUCACACGGGACUUUGUGAUGCUAUGCGACCCGUUGAUGGCAGCAGAUUAUUACAGUUUUUAAUAAAGACUUCAUUCAUUGGAGUUUCUGGUGAGGAAGUUUGGUUCGAUGAGAAUGGAGAUUCUCCUGCAAGGUAUGAUAUUAUGAAUCUUCAAGGUAUAGGCAGCUCGUACAGCUAUAUCAAUGUGGGAACAUGGUUUGAAGGGUUUCUAGAUAUAGAUGACAACAAGAUUCAGAUGAAUAUGACUGAGAUGGUUCGCUCUGUGUGUAGUGAACCAUGCACUAGAGGUGAAAUCAAGGUUAUUCGAAAAGGAGAAGUGAGCUGCUGUUGGAUCUGUACUGCCUGCAAAGACAAUGAAUUCAUGCAGGAUGAGUUUACCUGCAGGUCCUGUGGUUUGGGAUGGUGGCCAAAUGAAGACCUAACAGGUUGUGAAAGACUUCCUGUAAAGCACCUCAAAUGGAGUCACGCAGAUGCUGUUGUGGCAGUAGUUUUCUCUUGUUUUGGAAUCCUUGCCACCAUGUUCGUCACCUUUAUCUUUGUGCUCUACAGAGACACCCCAGUUGUCAAGUCAUCCAGUCGUGAGCUCUGCUACAUCAUUUUGGCAGGACUUUUCCUGGGUUAUAUCUCUCCAUUCACAUUAAUUGCCAGACCAACUAUCGCUUCCUGCUAUUUCCAGCGAAUUUUAGUUGGGCUUUCCUGUGCCAUGUGUUAUUCCGCAUUAGUCACUAAAACUAACCGUAUUGCCAGGAUUUUGGCUGGAAGCAAGAAAAAGAUCUGUACUCGGAAACCAAGGUUCAUGAGUGCUUGGGCCCAGGUUGUGAUUGCUUCUAUAUUGAUUAGUGUGCAGCUAACAAUAGUGGUUACACUGCUUAUUCUGGAGCCAGCCUUUCCUGUUCUCUCCCACCCAAGCAUUAAUGAAGUAUAUUUGAUUUGUAACACAAGCAACCUGGGUGUUGUGGCCCCGCUUGGUUACAAUGGGCUUCUCAUUAUGAGUUGCACCUACUAUGCCUUUAAGACACGAAAUGUCCCUGCAAAUUUUAAUGAAGCUAAAUACAUAGCUUUCACUAUGUACACCACCUGUAUUAUAUGGCUCGCAUUUGUUCCAAUCUAUUUUGGUAGCAACUACAAGAUUAUUACCACCUGCUUCUCAGUGAGUUUUAGUGUGACGGUGGCCUUAGGAUGCAUGUUCACUCCAAAAAUAUACAUUAUCAUUGCAAAGCCAGAACGGAAUGUCCGCAGCGCAUUCACUACAUCGGAUGUUGUCCGUAUGCAUGUGGGGGAUGGAAAAAUUGCCUGCAGAUCCAACAGUUUGCUAAACAUGUUUAAGAGGAAAAAAACCACAUCUGGAAAUGCAAGUUCAAAUGGAAAGUCAGUAUCAUGGUCUGAACCUGGCACUGGACGUCCACCUAAGGGGCAGCAUAUGUGGCAUAGACUCUCUGUCCACGUGAAGAGCAAAGAGGGUGGAUCUAACCAGACAGCUGUAAUCAAACCUCUAACCAAACCAUAUCAAAGUCAGAUCAAAACCCUAAACUUUUCAGAUGUCAGCAGUAAAACCCUUUAUAAUGUUGUGGAAGAAGAUGAAAAUGAUCCAUUGAGGCUCGACAUUCCCAACAGCCCAGAAAUUAUGCUGCAGAGACGAGCAGCAUCUGCAUCACAACUGAAGGAAAUGGAAGAUUCCCAUUUGUUUGCAUCUGAUGAUCAGAUGCAAAAAGAUGUUUCUUCGCAAAGAUCCAUAAUUGAUCAAUUCCAUGGAGUUGUCAAUCAGUUCUCAGCCAAUAUUCCUGACGUUAACUCAGUGAUCACUGUGCCAGUGCCAGGGAACGGAGUGAAACCAUUGUAUCAGUCCCAUCUGCUACACCAGCAAGUACUCCCACUCCAGAUGACAACCUUCGGUCACGAACCAGUCUCGCCAGUUGAGGAAGAAAGUGAAAGAUUCAACCUUAUUCACGAAUUCAUAUAUGACACCACUGAACACCAGGUGGAGGAGCCAGUCAUGAGUAAACUUACAUUGGAGGACUCUCCAGCAUUGACACCACCAUCUCCAUUUAGAGAUUCAGUAGCAUCAGGCAGUUCCGUCCCCAGUUCCCCUGUCUCGGAAUCGGUUUUGUGCACACCACCCAAUGUCACUUAUGCUUCAGUCAUUCUGAGUGACUAUAAACAAUCUUCUUCGACUCUGUAA
Molecule: messenger RNA, 3390 nt
Organism: Callorhinchus milii (elephant shark)
Lineage: Eukaryota; Metazoa; Chordata; Chondrichthyes; Chimaeriformes; Callorhinchidae
Gene: grm1b
Product: glutamate receptor, metabotropic 1b
Exons: 8
Coding region: 1-3390 (1129 amino acids)
Biological process (GO): G protein-coupled glutamate receptor signaling pathway; regulation of synaptic transmission, glutamatergic
Cellular component (GO): postsynaptic density membrane
Molecular function (GO): adenylate cyclase inhibiting G protein-coupled glutamate receptor activity; G protein-coupled receptor activity involved in regulation of postsynaptic membrane potential
Source: RefSeq, a predicted model, not a curated record